Molecule: messenger RNA, 498 nt
Organism: Brettanomyces nanus
Lineage: Eukaryota; Fungi; Ascomycota; Pichiomycetes; Pichiales; Pichiaceae
Exons: 1
Coding region: 1-498 (165 amino acids)
Biological process (GO): vesicle-mediated transport
Cellular component (GO): Golgi membrane
Source: RefSeq, a predicted model, not a curated record
AUGGCUUUUACUGACUACAUAAAAAUAUCCGGCUUCAAAGCGGAUUUACAGUCACGAAACUUUAGUAUUUACGGCCAAUGGCUCGGAAUAUUUCUGGUGUUCAUCUCUAUCGCAUUGGGUAUCACCAAUCUUUUCCACGCCAAUGCUGUCAUCGUGUUCGGCAUCCUUGGCAUCGUUCAAGGUGUGCUUCUUGCCUUUGUUGAGAUUCCAUUUCUAAUGAAAGUUUUUAGAGUCCCUGAUAGGUUCAUUACCUUUGUGCAGACUUUGGAUAGCAAUCUCAAGAGGGCUUUGUUUUACGCAGUCUAUGCUCUUAUUCAAUUUUUGAGUCUUAUUUGUAAGUCCACCUCCUUGAUUGCAUUGGCUGUUUUAUAUACUAUUGAUAUGGUGUUCUAUGCCUUGGCUACUGUUCUUAAACAGGACUUCCACAAAUCUAAUGUUGUUGCAACUGUUGACGUCACUGACAGGCCAGUUGAUGCUCAAGUGAGAGAUGCCUUGUGA